Molecule: messenger RNA, 1849 nt
Organism: Polypterus senegalus (gray bichir)
Lineage: Eukaryota; Metazoa; Chordata; Cladistia; Polypteriformes; Polypteridae
Product: KIAA1191 ortholog
Exons: 9
Coding region: 348-1292 (314 amino acids)
Cellular component (GO): cytoplasm
Source: RefSeq, a predicted model, not a curated record
AUUGGUUGGGCUUCUGUUUGUUAGCUACUGCUCGCGGAGUCAUGGCUGCUGUUAGAUUUAAUUACUUUUCAGUCUGUCAAGGUUGCCCGCUUAUCGGGCCAAGUAGGAGGACAGCGGUGUUAAAUUGUUAAUGCGUCCGACCUGUUCGUCUUUACGAGGGUAGCAGCAGCAUUAACAACUUCUGAGACUGCCUGCUGAAAGCCUCCAGGAUGGAUUUCACUCGACAUGCUCUUUUUGUUGCUGUGUCCAAAAUUGAACACCAGGAUUAAAAACAACAUCUUCAAGUUGACUGAAAGAGGUCCACACAGAUUUCCUUAUUUAUUUGUGUGUAUCGGCAAGACAUACCCAUGUCUGGAAGACCAUCUGAAUUGCCAGCCCUAGAGUCCAGUGCCUCUGAGGGGCUCUUGGGGCAGAUGUCUCUUCCAGUUGGGAUAGUGCGUCGUGCGUUUAGCUAUGAUGAUGCCCUUGAUGAUCUUGCACCAAUGACCCCUCCUCCAUCUGACAUUGGAAGCAACAUAUUGUGGAAAAAUCCUGUUAUCCCUGAGAGAAAGUACCAGCACCUCUCUGAGGUUGAUGAAAGUAGUGGGGUCAUUGCACCUCCCACAUCCUCCUCCUCCAUGGAGGUCAUCGACAAACCCCCUGUUCCUGUUGUAAAGGCAAAGGCUACAUCUAUUAUUAUGAACUCUCUAAUCACAAAGCAAACCCAGGAGAGCAUGCAGAGGUUUGAACGGCAGGCAGGACUCACGGACACUGGCUACACCCCACAUAAAGGUCUUACAGCAGAAGACACUCGCUACCAUAGAGUGGCCGAGGCAAUGCACAAGCUGAAAAUGCAGAGUGCGGAUAGCAAAGAUGAAAAACAGUCAACAUCAACACAGUCUACCCCUAGUGGAACCCCUCAGUCUUCCCCUAAGCAGAAACGCAGGGGUUGGUUCAGUCAGAGUUCUUCGGCCUCUCUAACAAGCUCGGAUUUCAGCAGUAGUAAUUCCAGUGUGGACCUGGGGACGGGAGAAGGAACAGCAAUGGAUAAAUGGAGCAUCUUUGGUCCUCGCCCGGCAUCGCAGAAGUCUUCCUCUGAUCCCAGAGGAUUUGCACUGCAGUCUUAUCGUGGGGCUCAAAAACCUUCCCCAAUGGAGAUCAUGCGAGCACAGGCCACACUUGUUCCGGAAGAACCUGCUAACUUUAAACCACCAAAAAUGGACAUUCCGGUCAUUGAGGAGAAAAAGCACGCGCCCCGAUCACACAACCUGAAACCCAGGGACAUGAACGUUCUCACUCCUUCGGGGUUUUAGACUCUGCUCAUUGUGGGCAGGCUGUUUUUCUGCUUAAAAUCCUGUAAAAUGUUUUUUUUUUUUCUUUUCAUUUUUGCAGUGUAUCUGCAGGACUUGAAACUUUUUUUGUUUGUGUAGAAUCCAAGAUGAGUCUAAACUACCACUUUAUCUGUAAACAUUAAGACCAGACGUUUUCUUAUUAAUUGGCAAGUUGUAUUGCUCGUCACAAAAUAAUCCAAGCUUUGUAUCUACACUUUUUUUUUUUUUUUUUUUUUUUUUUUGAUAGCAAUGAAACUUGCAUUAAUGACGGUAAGUUUUUAUAUAUAAUUUACAUGACUAUUUAUUUUUUUUAAUGUAUGUUUUCCUGUGGUCAACACCACCUAUUCUAGGUUCACACACAAAGAUUCAUUGUGUGUUUGUUUUUUCUUUAUGCCAACGUAUUCUUACAUUAUCAUUAACAAAGAAUAGCGCUGGUAAGAAUUUCAGUUUUCUUUUAAAGUGAUGUGGUUGUGAAUAGCGACAGUUUACAUUGACCAUUACUGAAACACAAUUAAACCAAGUCAGAUGUUAAACAUUAA